This is a messenger RNA of Fomitopsis serialis, 1020 nucleotides long. RefSeq names its product glycoside hydrolase family 105 protein. The record is from RefSeq and is a predicted model, not a curated record. Bases 1 to 1020 code for a protein of 339 amino acids. Gene Ontology annotation, biological process: carbohydrate metabolic process. The transcript is spliced from 9 exons. Lineage: Eukaryota; Fungi; Basidiomycota; Agaricomycetes; Polyporales; Fomitopsidaceae.
AUGGGCACGACGUACUCAACUUGGGCUGCUGACUCUACUAUUGCCCGUGGACAAGGAAACGGUCUCAACGCUAGCGGUGAUCCUGUUGUGACAUACGAGCAUGGCGAGUUGCAAUGGGCUCUUAGGCUCUUGUACGACAAGACGGGCAACAAGAGCUACUACGAUUAUAUUGUCGAAGGUAUCGACAACAUUUUGUAUGAAAACGGAUCUUCUUCGGUUAGCGCCAGCGAGUAUUCACUCGACUACAUACCCCCUGGGCGCUCGUUUUUGUACCUGUACAACCAAAUAGGCGACGAGCGGUACAAAGUAGGGGCUGAUGAUUUCCGUGCUCAACUUGAGACCCAACCUCGCACGCCAGAGGGACAAUUCUGGCACAAAGGAGCGUACCCAGAACAAGGGUGGCUUGACGGGAUCUACAUGGGCGACGUUUUCUAUGCAACCUACACUGCCGCAUUUCAACCCACAAACCGGUCGGCUUGGGUUCAUCGAACAAUACAGUCACUGCAUCCAAUUGCGUCAAGCACCAACAGGAUGGGCACCCCUAACCGCGGGCACUCCCCCGAGGUGUGGGACCGCGCGGUCGGGUGGUACCUCGCCCCGCAGACGGAUGAGACAUUCUUCCUGCGCACGACGAUCCAGUCCCAGCUGCAGAUCCUCGCGCGCCACCUCGUAACGGCGGCGGAUAGCGAGAGUGGCCCCGGCCGUGCAGGGAACUACUUCGAGAGCUCCGGUGCGAGUAUGUACAUAUACGCGCUCCUGAAGGGCGUGCGCUUGAGCUACCUCGACGAUGCGGAUGGCUUGCUUGUUGCCGCCGCGACGAAGGCGUACGAGUAUGCGACGGCCAACUGGGUGAUACCACAGCCAGACGGGACGAUGGACUGGAACAAUACGGUGGUUGUCGGCAGUCUUGAACCAGGGAACGACUACGAGUAUUACAUUAGCGAGCCCAUCGACACGAACGAUCUGAAAGGGCUUGCAGCGUUUAUUCUCGCUAGCUUGGAGUACGAGACGCUGGCUUAG